Portunus trituberculatus (swimming crab) is the source of this 1714-nucleotide messenger RNA. Its product is annotated as acetylcholine receptor subunit beta-like 1. The record is from RefSeq and is a predicted model, not a curated record. Gene Ontology annotation, biological process: chemical synaptic transmission; regulation of membrane potential; monoatomic ion transmembrane transport. Gene Ontology annotation, cellular component: synapse; membrane; neuron projection. The transcript has 10 exons. Lineage: Eukaryota; Metazoa; Arthropoda; Malacostraca; Decapoda; Portunidae. Bases 182 to 1495 code for a protein of 437 amino acids. Gene Ontology annotation, molecular function: neurotransmitter receptor activity; transmembrane signaling receptor activity; extracellular ligand-gated monoatomic ion channel activity.
UUUCUCCGCCACUCGCCCCGUCGCUGCUCAGUCUGCCGCCAACGCUUGUGAGGGGAGGAUCACUUCACCUGCUCCCUCUCUGCCUCUCUCUCUCUCUGCCCACCUGGUUUUUUAAUGAGCUGGUCACGUGUGUUGUGCUGUGGAAACUGUGAAUCUAGUGUGUCAGUGAAAGAACCCCCUAAUGAUGACGAUGAUGGCGGGUCAACUUGCUGUUCUAUGCACGUGUCUGCUGCUCGUACUGCCUGUUAGCGGCGAGGACUUCUGGAGGAGCGAGACGUCCCUGAGGAAGGAGGUGUUCCAGGGUUACGACAAGACUAUCCGGCCCUCCCUCAAUGUCUUCGUCCUGGUCAGAAGCCUCAAUGUUGAUGGAAUGGACGUGAAGGAAGACGCCCAUGCAGUUCUUCUACACGGCGCCCUUCAGCUGAUGUGGGAGGACCCGAGGCUGCGGUGGCGUCUGGAGGAGCAUAAUGAUGUGGACCGUCUGGGCGUGGACCCUCAGGAAUUGUGGCGCCCUGACUUCGCUAUGGCAUCCUCAGGCGGCCACAUCCCAACCCCGCCAAGGUCACACGUGCCUGCCCUGGUGUACCCCGAUGGGAAGGUCAUAUUCGUGCCCCCUGUUGACCUACCGCUGACCUGCCUGCUUGACCUGACCUACUGGCCUUACGAUAUGCUCAACUGCUCUCUCAGGGCCGGCUCUUGGGUCCACCACGGCCAUAUGCUCAAUGUUACUCUGGCGGACAAUGCUCUGAAGUUCGCGCACCCUUCCGUGAGCGAGGGUGAGGCGGGGGGCACCAGCAGCAGCACCAACACCAGGCCGGAAUGGGAGGUGAUCUUCGCUAACCUGACGAGACACACUCAAGUGGUGCCCUGCUGUUCUGAACCCCAAGUCACGCUGCUGGUGUCCGUCAUUGUGCGCCGCUCUGCCCCCGCCAUCACCUGGGUUAUGAAGACGCCGGUGUUGUGUCUGUGUGUGAUGACCUGCCUGGUGUUCCUCCUCCCAGCGAACGGCAGCGAGAAGGUGGUGUUUGGUGGUGUUUGCGUCCUCCUCAACAUUCUUUUCCUCGGGUUUGCUAUCACCAUUGUCUACAAGGAUCCCAUUCACACACCCCUCAUUGUCCAGCUGGUGACGCAUCAGGUGGUGUUGACGGUGGUGAGUGUGGUGGUGGCGGUGGUGGUGAUGCGUCUGGCGCGGGGCCCUCACUCCUUCCCAGUGCCUCAUGUGGUCACCAAGCUGGCCAACACCCUCGCCACGGUGCUCUGCCUCUCAAGCUGCUCCAGGAGGACAGCCAACCACGAGCAGGAGUACGCAGUGAUCAUCAAGGCGGAACAGAUUGAGUUAGGAGAUCGUAGCGGAGGCGAGGCGAGGCAGAGGGACUGGACUGAGGACCUUGGAGAGUGGAUCUUGCUGGCCACUGUGGUAGACCGCCUGGCACUUGUUCUUUACCUGGCUGCUUGUGCUGUUACCUUCAUUCGCUUCUCCCCUGUUCUGUGGUAGAUGAUCCGUGUGUGGGUGUGUCUGUGUGUGUGUGUGUGUGUGUGUGUUUGUGUUUAUGUGUGUGUGUGUUCAUGUUUUAGUCAUCUUACGUCCAUAUGUGUGUUUGUGUGAGUGUUUGCGUGUGUGUGUGUGUUAUUAAUGGUGUUAUCCGUAGCUAGCACACAUUUCUUCCUAUAUAUAUUCGUGUAAGAAGUCUUAAUAAUAAAAUAUGUUAUGAGA